AUGCAACUUAGAAAUAAGCAAAUACCUUGGACACUAGAAGAAAAAAAUCUGGCUUUGACUUUGUUCUACAAAUCCCCAACAGCCUACAAUUUUUUAAGGCUACAAAAUAUUAACUUACCAGCUCCAUCGACCAUUCGUCGUCGGAUCGAACAGUCAACAUUUUUACCUGGCUUAAGUGGAACAUUUUUUAGUCACAUUAAAAAAAAAUUUGAACAUAAAAUAAACAAUGAAAAAAGUUGCAGUAUAAGUUUUGACGAAAUGUAUUUAAAAGAAUUUUUAGAAUAUUCAAAAGACUAUGACUUCAUUGAAGGAUUUGAAGAUUUUGGACAUUAUGGUCGAACAAAUAAAAGUGCGAAUUGCGUAAUGGUGUUUAUGGCUCGAGGAUUGUAUUCGCCGUGGAAAUUUCCAGUUGCUUACUUUUUGGCUCAUUCUGGAGUAAAACAAUAA
Molecule: messenger RNA, 447 nt
Organism: Myzus persicae (green peach aphid)
Lineage: Eukaryota; Metazoa; Arthropoda; Insecta; Hemiptera; Aphididae
Exons: 1
Coding region: 1-447 (148 amino acids)
Source: RefSeq, a predicted model, not a curated record